Molecule: messenger RNA, 1785 nt
Organism: Hypoxylon fragiforme
Lineage: Eukaryota; Fungi; Ascomycota; Sordariomycetes; Xylariales; Hypoxylaceae
Product: glycoside hydrolase family 76 protein
Exons: 1
Coding region: 363-1517 (384 amino acids)
Biological process (GO): fungal-type cell wall biogenesis; carbohydrate catabolic process
Molecular function (GO): mannan endo-1,6-alpha-mannosidase activity
Source: RefSeq, a predicted model, not a curated record
CCCCUCCUCGCCAGCCCUUCCGGCGCGACACUACCUAGACAACGUACACUAACAUGCACAGCUUCCAUACGCAGUGUAGCUAGUACGCUGGCUUAUGGAACUAUGGCAAAUUACACCGGGAACGUGACAAACACUCCAGAGGUAAGCAAAUACCAUGUUCCCCAAAUUUGGCGUUGCCUGGGCCAGAACUAACAUGCCGUAAAUUAGACUAUUGCUGUUUUCCCUCCACCACAUUGUAAGACCUGCGUAGCCCUUUGUCCCCUUUCUUCAUACAUGAGUACCUCGGUAAGUACCCUAGUACCUCAGGCAUUGACUAACUCGAAUCUGUAGACUGGUGGCAAGCAGGUGCCGCCUGGGGGGCGAUGCUGGAUUACUCGCAUUACACGGGAGAUUCCAGCUACGACGAAGUCAUCACGCAGGCGUUACUCUCCCAAGUCGGUCCCAAGUUUGAUUUCAUGGUGCCGCAACACUACGGCUCCGAGGGCAACGAUGACCAGGCCUUUUGGUCCUUCGCUGUCCUCAACGCCGCCGAGCGGAACUUCCCUCAGCCCAACGACUGUGUCCCUUCUUGGCUGGAAAUGGCGGUCAAUAUCUGGAGCACCAUGGUGGCCCGGUGGAACACGGCGCACUGCGGAGGCGGGCUCCUCUGGCAGAUCUUCGAGUCGAACCCCAACGGCCUGACGUACAAGAACAGCGUAUCCAACGGUGGCUUCUUCCAGCUCUCCGCACGGCUUGCGCGGGCAACCGGCAACGACACAUAUCACCAGUGGGCGCAGAAGGUGUGGGGCUGGUCGGAGCAAGUCGGGUUCGUGGACUCGGGCUUCAACGUAUACGACGGCGCCGAUAUUAAGGACAACUGCACCGCGCGGAACAACGAGUCGUUCUCGUACUCGCAGGGGAUCUACCUGUACGGCGCUGCGGUGCUCUACAACUACACCAACGGCGACAAGACGUGGGGGGAUCGCACGGCUGGUCUCCUCAAGGCGGCGGACUCGUACUUCAGCCCCUACGAGAACGCAACCAACAUCAUGUACGAGCAUGCUUGCGAGCCUUUCGGAUCCUGCUCGGUCGACAUGAAGUCGUUCAAGGGCUACCUGUCGCGCUUCAUGUGGGCGACGACGCGCAUGAUGCCCUCGACCCUGCCCCGCGUCCAGACACUCCUCAACACCUCCGCCGUUGCGGCCGCCAAGGCGUGUUCUGGCGGGAACAAUGGCACAGUGUGUGGGCAGAAAUGGUAUGUCGGGGGCUUCGAUGGCGUGGAUGGGCUGGGCCAGCAGAUGACGGCGCUGGAGACCGUCCAGGGUCUUCUCGCGCAGGAGGCUUCACCCCCGUAUAAAGCGGGCGAGAUCAAACAUGUGAAGGGCUUGGGCAUUCCUCCGCCCGUAGCGACAACGAACCCGGCGGCGGCCACAUCACCAGCGAAGCGGUCCGAUUCGCCUGACGGUAUUGCACCGGCUGGCUCGCGAUGGGUUAUGCUGGUUUUAUCAGGCUCAGUCCUGAUUCUUAACUUCUUAUGAGAUGAAACAUAAUAUUUGAGAUAUAACAAAUUAGUAUAGAGAUUGGAGGUGGCGUUUAUAUUUUUGCUAUGGAUAAAUUCGGAAGAUGGAGUUCUUGAAAGCCCCCCCCUAUUUUUAGAGAGGUUAAGGGGGGGGGCAACCCCGAACUUCACAGGGUAGAUAUUGUGUACCUAUUAUUAGAAACUUGGAUUGCGUCUGAGAGAUUCUUGUUUUUUUUUUUUGUUUAUUGCCAUGUAAAUACUGUUUUUUGUUAAGAUGACCAUUAUUU